UUGAAUUGAAUUGAAUUAAUUUCUUUUUUUCCUCUUCUCUCCUCUCUAGCACUUUUCCACUCGACUGAACCCCACAUCCCCACGUUUUUGUGUGUGAAGUUGCGUGGACAGAAUAACUGAGAUUUCAGACAGGGUUGGGCCAAACAGCAGGUGGUGCAGAAGAGAAGCCCGGAUAUGGGAUUUACACAUUUCUGGCUCUCAGAUAUCUGCAAAGGACAAGCAUGGAGGAGCAACAAAUCCCGAAUUUUAAAAAGUAAGUACUGCUAUUGAUAUCUUUGCUACUUUUUGUGGUUAGGUUAUAGUGCAUUAUGGGUUUUAUGUAAAUUUCAAGUCUUAUAAACAAGGACAAUUUGCAUUAAAAUUAUAGGUAACUAUGUAUGUAUUUGUUCAUUUACAGUUAAUAUGUCUUAUUCACUUUGGUUAAGGAUGGGGUUCAACAGAAUAAGGGUAGGGUCCAGUUGCAUAAUGAGUUGUAUAUUAUGUCAUCAGCUAGCUAUUUAUCUUGCUCCAUUACAUGUCUCAUGUUGCUGUUAGUUCCUUGAAAAUCACUUUUACAUAAUCUCAGGUCUCACUGAUUUUGGUAGAAAUUCAGAUCAAAACAAGCUCAGAUAAGCUGUUUCAAAAAUGAUUUCAAUCUGUUAAAAUAUCCUAUCCUAAUAAUACAAAAUGAUAACAUAGGAUUCGGAUAUCAGAGUAAACAAGAUUUUUGGUGACAAGAUAAUUUCUCUGAAUAAUGUUACAGGAAUAUUUGACUAUAAAUAAAAGUAUUAAUAUAAAACUAUGUGAGCUUUUGGGGGGGUUUUGAACUCUCCCUGAAAAUUAAGAAAGAAAGGUUGUAUGCUACUCAUGCUGUGAUAAUAAUUAUUUAUUUAUUUAUUGGAUGAUUUGAAAACUAUGAUAGAAUUUUUUUGUAGGUAAGAUUUCCAGCUUGUACAUGGAUUUAUCUCAUUUUGCAUGUCUGUGCUGAAUUGCUGCUGUGAAGACUACUGUUAAUAAGAAUGUAUUAAUAUUGCAUAAGGGUUUCCUCUGGAGGAAAUAAAACCCUUAGUUGGCUGUGAAUGUUUGCUAAAGGUCAUGUUUGCCAAACAGAAUACAGUCUUUCCAUCACCAAAGUCAGAUUUUGGGACUAAAAAUCAUCAACCAAGAAAGAAGAUAGUUAGUAACGUAAAAGCUUGCGGUGAAUAUAAAACAUAGAUUUUGUGUUAUAUGCAUUCAAACCUGAGUGUGAUGUGUGUCGACUGGAGCCAUCAAACAAAGGGAUAACACAGAGGUUUAUUAAAUGGUAAUGAGUAAUAUGUUUUCAUCUCGCCAAUUAAUAGUCAUCAAGUCUGGACAAACCGUUUCGAGUGAGCUGGGAUGGACUGAGGAUUCUUUGGAGGAUUUCAAUGCAUCUGUUUAAGUCUGAAGCUCAAAUGUUAAUGUGCUAACUUAGUUGUCUGCCAUCCAUUUUAGACCCCUUUUAAACUUUUCUCUCCAAAGUGGACCUGCAUCAUUUUCAUACUUGAUCUUAAGAUUUUGAAGUUUUUUUUUUUUAAACAAGUACAAUACCUUGUAGUUAUUCUUAUUUAAAUGCACACAAGAUUGCUGCUUUUUUUUAAAUCUGUGCACCUAAUUGUCUUUCAUGUUCAGAUUUUUUCCCCCUUCUCUCCUCUCCACAGCUCAGGUGUCACAGCAAUAGCGUCUCUGGCCAUGGCUUGCUGAAUAAAGAUGCACAUGGAUUUGGACAGACAAAUCAGAUGACUCACAAGAGGAGAAAGAAGUCCACCCUGUGAUCUCAGGACCACUGUUUGUGAUUAUGUGAGUCAUCAGGUUACAAAGACCAAAGAGGGUUUUAAGACAUGGAGGCACUUCAGUUUUGUGUUAGGAAUCUAUUGGUAAAUGAACCUUGAUGUCAACAUGAGGUCAAAGAAACGGUUUGUUCCACUCACUUGCAUAGAUGAUUCACCCUUUAAAGAGACAUCACUGGGAACUAGCUGGGUCUAAUGAUGUAGCAGCUACAGGUGACUUAAAUGUGGCCUAUGAUUCAAGACAGUCCAACCACAGUCAGUAUGGAAGUGCAGACAACGUCUCUGGUCUGGAUAUAUGUUAACGGUACAGAACAACUGAACACUUCAGAUGAGUACAACACAACGGAUUUGAUUGAAAACUCAGACAAAUACCAAUCUUACAUCAUUGGUCUCUUCCUGUCCUGUCUGUACACCAUCCUCCUCUUUCCUAUUGGAUUUAUUGGUAACAUCUUAAUCCUGGUGGUGAACCUGAACCACAGAGAGAAGAUGACCAUUCCCGACCUUUACUUUGUUAACCUGGCUGUAGCUGACCUCAUCCUGGUGGCAGAUUCCCUCAUUGAGGUCUUUAAUCUGAAUGAGAAGUAUUAUGACUACGCUGUCCUCUGCACCUUCAUGUCCCUUUUCCUGCAGGUCAACAUGUACAGCAGCAUCUUCUUUCUCACAUGGAUGAGUAUUGACCGAUACAUUGCCUUGGCUAGCUCCAUAAGCAGCAGCCCGUUGAGGACUAUGCAGCAUGCCAAGCUCAGCUGUGGCCUCAUCUGGAUGGCUUCCAUCCUGGCCACCCUUCUACCCUUCACCAUUGUGCAGACCCAGCACAGGGGUGAGGUGCACUUCUGCUUCGCCAAUGUCUUUGAGAUUCAGUGGCUGGAAGUUACCAUUGGCUUUCUGGUGCCUUUCUCUAUCAUUGGUCUAUGCUACUCUCUGAUUGGGCGAAUCCUUAUGAGGGCCCAGAAGCACCGCGGAUUGUGGCCACGGCGGCAGAAGGCCCUGCUCAUGAUUGUGGUGGUGGUUCUGGUGUUCUUUAUCUGCUGGCUGCCAGAGAACGUCUUCAUCAGCAUCCAACUGCUGCAGGGCACAGCUGACCCGUCACAGAGGACUGCUACCACCCUGUGGCAUGACUACCCACUCACAGGCCACAUUGUUAACCUGGCAGCUUUCUCCAACAGCUGCCUCAACCCUAUUAUCUACAGCUUUCUAGGAGAAACCUUCAGGGACAAGCUGCGUCUCUUCAUUAAGCAGAAGGCUAGCUGGUCAGUAGUGAACCGCUUCUGCCACCAUGGCCUCGAUUUACACCUGCCUGUCAGGAGGGAAGUGUCCGUGGUGUGACUGUUAAGAAGAGGGACAAUUGUUAUGAAUCUGAGUCCACAGAAUAUGCUAAAAAUUCUUCACCCAGUGUGAAAUAUGACCUCAGCUUUCUUUAUCUGUUAUUUAGCUUUGCCUCGUAGUUGUACAAGUGUCUCAGUUAACCUGCUCACUUUCUGAACAAAAGCAUAAAAGCACCAAGGAUGUACACUCAAAGGAUGACAAUGACUUAAUAAGUGCAUCCCUUUAAUUAAGUAGAUAACAAUGCACAUACAGUACUUAAAGCUAUAAUCAUGUUUAUCUGCAUGUUGGAUUGUUUGCUUUAAGUCUAUUUGGUGUGUUCUUUCUUCAAAAAGUUAGUUGGAUGGCAAGGCAAUCAACAGGAAACGAAAUGUGAGAAACAAAAUGUCAGCUUCUGCCCUUGAAGUAUACAGCCAGUGGGCAAAGGUAACUAAUGAAUAGAUGAGUGCCAGAGGAGACCAGCCAUUGUGGAAUGAGACGUUUAAUGUUAUGUGAUCUAUAAUGCAAAUCUUCCAGAACAUGUUCUGGGUAUGUGGGAUAACCUGUAGAAAUAGGCUGCAUUACAGCAUGCAUAGAGGACAUAAUGCAUCAUGUUACAUCUAAUCAGGCUAUCUAUUUCAUCUGCAAAGAAUGGGUCAUUUCGGUUAAAAACCUACUGUACUUUCAACUGUAUUAUGUAAAAAGGAAAACAUGCAUUUAUCAAGAAACUACCACAUACCUACCAUCCACAUCAACACCACCAUGAUAACCUAUGACAAAAUGACUGCUGUCAUCUGUCAAGUAGAAAUGCAACAUAAAACAAGGCAAUAACUGUCCAGGACAUCACAAUUAGGGGGUGAAAUCAAAGACACAACAUGUAGCAGUGACUGUCCCUGUUGAUAUUACUGUACCACUUGUUUUGUGCAUUCCAGCUAACAUUUCUUUUACUACUGUUGAAAGAAAAUGGUCUUACGUAUAGCUAAACAUUAAUUGCACAAUUGCAGAAAAAAAUUCACAAAAUGUGUUUUAUUUUUUAAAAAUAAAGAAAAUGUCCCACUUUUCUUGGAAUAUAAAGCAGAAGUUGUUGAGAAAUGUGUUUCGAAAAGACCCAACAACAUUUAACAUAAACCUAGCUCGUUUUGUACACGUUGUGGAAUAAAUAAGGGCUAACAUAGCUACACCCUUCAUUUCUUAUUUGGUAUACUGGACGUUUUGAUCACAGUCAUGCUAUCAGGUUAAUUAAUGACACGAUUUUUGUAGGAUAAUCUCCAAAAUAAUAAGUAAUGCCUAAACUCUACCUAUAUAUUGUGGUUAAUGCAGGAUUUAUGGAGUAAUCAUUUCAAAGAUGGCUGAGUUAUUACCUCACUUGUCAGCUCCUGUUAGCAUGAUGGUAAAGCAA
Messenger RNA from Perca fluviatilis (European perch), 4488 nucleotides. It is a transcript of the gene gper1, whose product is annotated as G protein-coupled estrogen receptor 1. Gene Ontology annotation, cellular component: membrane. Gene Ontology annotation, molecular function: nuclear estrogen receptor activity; G protein-coupled receptor activity. The record is from RefSeq and is a predicted model, not a curated record. The transcript is spliced from 2 exons. Bases 2010 to 3113 code for a protein of 367 amino acids. NCBI's taxonomy places the organism in Eukaryota, Metazoa, Chordata, Actinopteri, Perciformes, Percidae. Gene Ontology annotation, biological process: G protein-coupled receptor signaling pathway; cellular response to estradiol stimulus.